Laccaria bicolor S238N-H82 is the source of this 228-nucleotide messenger RNA. RefSeq lists its product as uncharacterized. The transcript is spliced from 4 exons. The record is from RefSeq and is a predicted model, not a curated record. Lineage: Eukaryota; Fungi; Basidiomycota; Agaricomycetes; Agaricales; Hydnangiaceae. Bases 1 to 228 code for a protein of 75 amino acids.
AUGAAUAACUUCACCCCCAUGACAAUCUGGAGUCUGUUGGGUAUCCCUCCACCCAACCCCUACCCCAAAGGAACCCGAGUCUGGUAUAAUAUGAGUAGCGGUGGCCUCAUGUUUGCAACGGUAGACUCCACCGGCAGGUUGCCAGACGGGACGAUACUCUUGACCAUCAUCGAUGACGACGGCGAGAGGGUUACCUUACCGGCAUGUGGCGUAACACGGGUCUCUUAA